Hemibagrus wyckioides is the source of this 6865-nucleotide messenger RNA. Its product is annotated as chromatin remodeling regulator CECR2. Gene Ontology annotation, cellular component: CERF complex. Lineage: Eukaryota; Metazoa; Chordata; Actinopteri; Siluriformes; Bagridae. Bases 208 to 4707 code for a protein of 1499 amino acids. The transcript is spliced from 19 exons. Gene Ontology annotation, molecular function: protein binding. Gene Ontology annotation, biological process: chromatin remodeling. The record is from RefSeq and is a predicted model, not a curated record.
UGUGAAAUCGUGAUUGAAACAGAUUGUAGUACUAAGUCCACUGGGUCGCGAUGGCAACUGAGCAAGUUUUGCUGUUCAGUUAAAGAAAGUCCUAUGGCAAAAAGGAAAGGAGAAGGGAAGAGAGGAACUCGGAUAGUUUCGUCAACGAGCCACACUUCAUGUGAGAAAUACUCGAAUCGGUUUUCGGAGUGAUAUAUAUAUAUAAAAAUGUCCCAGGGAUGUACUGUUUCUGUGGAGGAGAUCCAGUCUUGGUGGGAAGUCCCCGCCAUAGCGCACUUCUGCUCACUCUUCAGGACGGCGUUCAACUUACCAGACUUUGAAAUCGAGGAGCUGGAAGAAGCGCUGCUGAAACAGGACAGAGACUUCCUCUCGGAGCUUGUCUGCUGUCUCCUGCAGGGAUGUUACCAGCGAAGCGACAUAACGCCUCAGGCUUUCCGCAGAUACCUGGAGGACAUCAUCAACUACCGCUGGGAGCUGGAGGAGGGAAAACCAAACCCUCUGAAGGAGAGAUGUUUUGAGGAGCUCUCGGUCCGCACUCAGGUGGAGAUCCUGCACAGGCUGUGCGACUACCGUUUAGACGCCGCCGACGUCUUCGAUCUGCUUAAGGGCCUGGAAGCAGACAGCUUGCGUGUCGAGCCUCUGGGUCAGGAUGGACAUGGUGCCCUUUACUGGUACUUCUACGGCACUCGCCUGUAUAAAGAAGAACCCGUCAAGAAGACGACCUCCGAGUUCGGUGAAUUCUCUGAAAUGAGAGCACCUGAGAAAAAGCGCCGGGGAAGACCACCGAAAAAUAAGCAUGAAGAUUUGUCACCAGUUGAGAUUGAAUCUCCGAAAGAGGAAGAGAAUAGAGAGGAAGAGCCACAGCUGACUAAAGUGCGUGAGCGUGGAACCUGGUCUCUGGUGUGUGAAAAUGAAGAGCAGUGGACCAGGCUGACUGAAAGCAUUAAGGACAAAACCUCUCCUCAGGACCGGCACCUUUUUCGCAUCAUUACCCAGAACUUCCUGCCUGAGAUCAGCAGCAUGAUUGAGCACAAGGAGAAAGAGCAGCUGCAGAAAAUGUUGAAUCCUCCUGUACGAAACUCUCUGAGGCUUUCUGACAAGCACGUCGUAAAUAAGGAGGAGGCUGUUUCUGAGGUAGAUCUGAAACAGAGGGAGGAGGACAUGGAAAGGCAGGCCUUACUUGCCGAACAGCGUCGAGAAGAGGAACGGAUCCUCCAAGAGGAGCGCGAGAGAGAGGAGCUAGAGCGGGCAAAAGCAGCAGAAGAGCGAUCUCGGAGAAGAAAGCAGCGUGAAGAGAGGGCGUGGCUGCUGUCUCAAGGGAAGGACUUGCCGGCUGAGCUGCUCCACCUGGAACCCCACUCGCCCGUCCGGCGUACUCGCCGCACCAAUGAGCUCUAUGAUAUCGAUGACGACUAUGCUGCUCUCUACAAAGUGCUGGAGGCUGUGAAGGCUCACAAAGACUCUUGGCCCUUCAUGGAGCCUGUGGAUGAAUCCUAUGCCCCUAAUUAUCAUGAAAUCAUUCAGACGCCAAUGGAUCUGUCCACCAUUGAGAGAAAGUUAAACGAUGGAGAGUAUGUUACCAAGGACGAGUUCAUAGCUGAUAUGAAGCUCAUGUUUGAGAACUGCCUGGAGUACAACGGAGAGGGGAGCGAGUACACGAUAAUGGCAGAGUCCCUGGAGCGCUGUUUCAGCAGAGCCAUGCUAAAACACUUCCCGUCAGAAGACGGAGACACAGACGAAGAGUUCCAGUUGAGCAAGGAGGACCGCGACCGUGAGCGAAAGGACAAGAAGAAGAGUAAGAACAGUCGGCAAUCGGGUCCCGACAGCUUGAUCCGGGCCACGGAUGCUUUGCAGAAACGCAAAGCAACUAGUGGCGGUAAAGGAGGCAACCAGCCCCAGGAGAACGGCUCCAAAUUUGGACCACUUGGUUUCCAGUACAGCAACGGGCCUACACAUCCUCACAUGAACACAGGACCGCCUCGCCCUGGGAACGAUCCACUGCAUGCCAUGUACCAUCCAUCGCAACAGCUCCAGCGGCACCAAGGUCCCCCAGGACCAGGAAUGUAUGGCCAUGGUAUGAUGAUGGACCCCAGAUAUCCAUACCCAGGACAGAGACCUCUCAUGGGUAGAGGUCCAGGAGAGCAUGGCCCACAACACAUGCCUCAUUAUGCUAUGCAGGGCCCACCUACAAAUGGUCCACACUUUGGUCCGAGAUACCCAAUGGGGCCCGAUUCUCGUCACCUUCAGCCUCAAAACCAACAACAUUCCUACAUUGGCCCCACUCAUGGCCCAUCACUGGGACCAAGACCAGUCGCCCUUCAGUCAGGAGGACUAUGUACCAAUCCAUCUGAAGGCGAUAUGUAUCGACCUCACCAUCACCCAGAUGGGCAGCCCAUGCAGCCCAUGGGAAAUGGCUACCCUAGACCCCUGCACAACUCCUUCACUCCUUAUGGACCUCCACCUGCUCCUUACGGUUCUUGGCCAGGCUCAAACCAGCAGCAGCUUGGGCGACCAGUGAUGCCGGAACAGGCUAUGGGUCAGCACCCAUAUGUUCAUGGCAUGAUGCGUCCCCCACACAGUGCUGGAUAUCCCCCUUCUAAUGGCCAAUACAGGAUGUCAGCAGUUAACUCCCAGGGACCCAUGCCCCACAGACCUCCCAUGGCCCCUCCAGAGCCCAGACCACAUGUGGGAUCAAUGAUGGAAAGCCCUGAGAUGAUUGCCCUGCAGCAACUGUCAGCAUCAUCUUCUCGCCUCAGCGUUGGAGGUUACCAGCCACCUCCAGCAAGGAAUUCUAAUAUGGCAGCAGCUCCUGAAAGCCAGAACACAAGGUCUGCGGAAUAUAGUCAAGGUGCUGACAGUAUGUCAAAAGGUUUAGGUGUGGAACUAGCAAAUAAACAGCAGAGUGAGGAGUCCAAUUGCUCACCUCAUCCUGGUCCAGCUAUGGUCCCCGAACAUCCCAAUGGUGCCCAGCAGAGCCCUAGUGCCACAGUGUGGGGUGGUUCACCACAGAAAACAUCAGCAGAGCUUGCACAAACUGUGCUAUCCACACCCAAAAAAGACAGACCACAGCUGGAAGGAGAGAACACUGGAGAAGGCAAUCGGCCCAUACAAACUAGUCCUGUCUCUCAGACGGGACCCCAGUCUGAAACCCAGUCACAGAAAUAUCAGGAUUCCUCACACCCUUCUAAUAAUGGUCCUGUGAAAAUCACUCAGAAAACCUCAGAUCUGUCAGAACAAAUGUCUUCCACCCAUGGCCCACAGAAUAUUCCUGAACGAAUGCUGCCAAGUAACGCUCAACAAGUUUCUCCAGGUGUAUCUCCUCAGUACCCUCACAGCGGGACACUACACAUGUCUUCCAAUUCUCCUCACCAGCAGAUGCCCCAAAAUGGACCUAUCUGUGGUCAACAGCCAGGACCUGUCCAUGGCAUGCCACAGUCUGUUCCUCAAGGGCUACAGCCAGGUGCCCAACACCCUGCUACUUUAACAUCACUGCCCCCCAGCCACCCUGUUUCCCAACCUCUUGCUCAGCCCUCCCCUGCAGAACGUGGUGACCAGAGACCCAGUGAACCUACCCGGGAGCCUGAGGGAAGCUCUGGUGGUCCCAAUUCCGAUAUGAAGAAUGCCCUUGCCAACGGCCAGUACAAACAGCAGCCUUUUAGCCCAGAGUCACAAACCCAGCUAAACAGGCCAGAACAGGCACCGCCACACGGACACACACCACCAAAUCAUCCUCAUGGUCCAGAGAGCAACACUAUGGCUCAGUAUGGCAUGGCCAGUCCAAAUUAUAGCAAGUACAUGGGCAGACCCGUACCCCCAUCUGCUCAUCUGCCUUACCCAAAUCAAGCACCACAGUCUCAGUCAAUGAGCCCUCAUCAUAAUUCUGCCCAUUACUCUCCAUAUCAGCAAGGUGGAGUGUAUCAGUACCACAUGGGUCCACAGCACCCUCAGGCCCAUCCCAGCAUGCAUGCUUCAUACCAACAGCAACAGCAGUACUAUCCCCAGCACCAGCAAAACAGCAGGCCUGGUUUCCCAGCAAGAGAAUGGCCUAGAGCUCAGUACCAGCCUCAUCCCCCGAUGAUGCCCAACACUUACCUACCUUCUGCAAGUGCUGGCAUCAAUGGUCGGCAGAAGGAGAACACCAUGUCUCCCCUUGGUUCAGAUGGUUCUAGUGGGAACGUUAUGUCUCCGAAUCUUCUCACUGAUGGGUCCCAGGGCAGUUCCACUGAGAAUCAGGAGGGCGCUACCCCGGCAAAACAGGCACGGACUGAGGACAACUCUGAUCUGCCUGAAAGCCCAAAAGAGAUACUGGAUCUAGACAGCCACAAUGCUGCAGCCCACCGCCGCAACACUGCUCAGCCCCAACACAACUACCCCUAUGAUCCACGGGCCAUGCAUUCCAGCAUGCAACAGGGUGGAGCUCACCAACCUCACAGUGUGCCAGGUGGACCAUACUCCAGGCCUCAGAACCCAAGUGGACAUUAUGGUCCUCACAAUCCUCACCCGCACUUGAUGGAGGCGCUGCAGCGGCCCCAGCACCUGCCCUACUCUCCGGGACAGACUAUGUACCGUCACCCACAUGGUACAGGACACUUUCAAGGCAUGAUGUUGCAUCAGAGAAGCAUGAUAUCUGAACACUUAUAUCAUCCACGGCAACACCUGAUGAGUGCAGCAGCUCCCAGUGGUCCUGGCAGUAAGCAGGGAGUGUGAAAGGUAAUGGACAAAUCAAACAGUGAAGGCUGAGCAGAGACCUGCACCAUUUCCUGAACUUUUCUGAUGCUGGGAGAUGUAUCUGUGUGCUUUUUUGCCUCGUUUCUUGUCAUGGAAUGUACAGCUUCCUCUGGACGGCACAGACGAGCUCUGGGCCUUUCCCCCUCUGAUUAACGCUCAUCAGUACAGAAAUGUGGUCGGGACUGCAGCUUGCCCUCUCUGUAUAUACGCUCCCUACGUUUGAGAGCUUCUGCACUUUGGUGGCGAGUACUGACCCUCUGACCUGUAGGAUUGUACAGCUCACAGGAUCCUCUGCAUGCACGUCUACACGGAAAGACAUCGGGAGGGUUGCUCCAUGUUCCUUUCCAAAGUUAAACUCAGGUGUUGAACAGAAGGUACUUGGAGGCGUCUCCAUUCCCCACAGACACACUGGAAACCGUUGCCUUUUGAUCGUCGUUGAGUGUGUGUGUGUGUGUGUGUGUGUGUGUGUGUGUGAACGAACACUAAUAUAGAUCACCGAGUGGAGAAAGUGGAUCAGCUGACUCUGCUCUCCACCUUUUCAGACUUUUCAUGUAGUCCUGCAAUAUUUUACCUUGCGUUCACUCUAGCAAGUGACAGAGGCAUUCGUUCAUCUCCUUUGUACCUGCGUGACAAUGAGCCACUGUUUCAGUGACGGUAGCAAAUGUGAUUUUUUUUUAAAAAAAUUUCCUCUUCCAGUCGUAUUCAAUUUAGGUAAGACGCGUUAAAAUCGCAAAACAACAAAUCACGUCACAUAGUCCGUUUCCUCGCGCACUGUGAUUUCUUUUUCUUCUCACAUAUGACGUUUCAUAAAUUUGUAUAAGGACAUCUUGAGGAAACCUAAAUCUCAGAAGGAAUUAGCCGAGCUCCUUGGGUUCCCCUCGUGUGUAAAUGUAGCUGUAUCGUGCAAAUCGAACAUCAAUGCGCAAAUGCAUUUUUAAACAAGUCAUCAAUGUGUGUUUUAAAAACGCUGGGCGGUCGCAGGACACAAUAUCCAGUGACUCCAAUUUCCCACGGCCACAAGAGAGAAACCACAAAACGGCGUGAGCUAAUCGCCUGCUAGCGUGAACGUAACGUUUCGCAUCACUGCCUCAGCUCGUAGAAUGUCUUCGGACUCGGAGCGGCUCCUCUGCUCCUCUUUUAUGCACUAGAGAUAGUCUUUAUUACUGGAAUUAGUGGCCUUGAACUUAGACGUGCUACUGUGCGUGUGUGUGUGUAUGUAACGCGACUCAAUGAGAUGCUAGUUUGCGUAUGAAUCCACACGGUUGAACACGGAGAGGCUUUUCACUCCACUUCCUCUUUCUGCUUGUAUAUAUUUCACUAGGGUCUCCGAGUCUGAUUCCGAGUUUUAGCUGCUUGUGUUCGGGAAAAAUAAAAGCAUCGAUCUUCACAACUGUGACAUUAACUCUCACACGAGACGAUUCUUCAGAUUCAGUAUCGUCCGAUCCGGGAAAACGUUUUAACAUGUCGGUGCUUCCUCUUUCACACUAUUCGUCCUCAGGGUGUCGUGCUUUUAAUACGGGUAUAAAGAGAAUCAGUUCUUUGAAAGGGAAGUGACGAAGUGGGACUAGGACUGGAACUGUGACGAUUACUCGACCUCAGUUGAUGUGAAGACAGUAAUUUGUUUUUGUUUUUUUACCUUGAUUUAUAUGAUUUUGACUUUUAUUAAAUGUCUUUUUUUCCAGCCUUUUGUGUGGAUAAGAAAUAAUCUGGAAGCUGUGAUGAAUUGUGUUGAAAUGGUGUGUUUUUGUGAGGUUCUUUUGAUUUUUUUCUCAGAAGGAUAAGUUGGCAUUCUGUUUUUAUCGAUUCUUGCUGGAUUUUCUGUGUGUGUGUGUGUGACGAUGAGCUGUGUGUGUUUGUAAUGAUUCAGUCCCUGUUUUAUCUUCAUUUAGCUGUAACAUUUAAUAUUACCAGCCAGACCUGUGCUGAUUUCCACACCAUCUAUCUACCUCAUGAAGCUGUCUGGCGAGACUCUCUCUCUCUCUCCCUCUCUCUCUGUCACUAUCUAUCUAUCUUUAUCUCUCUUUAUCGAUCUCUAUCACUCUAUCUAUUGCUAUUUCUCCCUAUAUCACUCUCUUUCUCUUUCUGUCUCUUUCUCUCUCUCUCUCUCUCUCUCUCUCUCACACUCACACACACAUAC